AUGUCAUAUUUCAGCAAGACAGACCACACCACCCAUUGCCCAUGGAAGGGUGACGCCUCAUACUACAGCAUCAAUCUCGACAAAACGGAGCUCAAGAACGCGGCGUGGUACUAUCCGACGCCGAAGGACAAGGCGAGCAACAUCAAGGACUAUGUCGCUUUCUACAAAGAAUUCAGCCCAGAAGAAGUUACCCAGGAUGACUUCACGACAUACGUCGAAUCUGCCGCCGAGGCUCUUUCUCCGUUGGACUACGAGAUUCGAUCCACGGAAGAUCAAAUCACCAAAGCAAGGGUUUGGGGAAUUGUGAACAGUAUCAGUGAUCCAUUGACACAGAUGGCCACGACGAGAACCACCGAAGAGAUGCUCUAUCUUAAGAGAUUACUGGAUGGCAUGUUUGAAACAUUUAAUACUAAGCGACGAGAAGUCAUGGCCAUCACAAGUAUGCAAGCCAUGGAGAAGAAAGUCCUCCGAGGGGAAAAUCGAGCGAGCGAUGGCGAUGCGGUCACGGCAGUUGACAAAGGGCUUACGCCAGGAGAGGCCGAGAAACUCUUACAAAGUCUCAUUGACGAAAAGUGGCUAGAAAGGAGUACACAAGGUUUCUACCGACUCUCAACUCGAGCUUUGAUGGAACUCCAGAAUUGGCUCACCGAGACAUACAACGACGACACGGACGACCCGAACGAAUGGCAGAGGAUCAAGUUCUGCGAAGCUUGCAAGCACAUUGUUACAGUCGGACAGCGUUGCACAGAACCAACUUGUAACGUAAGGCUCCACAAUAUCUGUGAAGUUGCUUUUUGGAAUUCAAGGCCGAAUAAAAAAUGUCCCAAAUGCGACACAGACUGGGACGGUAAGCACUACGUUGGACAGAAAGCUGUCACCACUACCGAGGACUAUCUUCGAGGGAAGAGGAAGUCCGGCGUGUCGAAACGAAGCAGAGGCGAUGACGAUGUAGAGGCGGGCGGCAGUAGAAGGAAAAGUCGACGUGAAGCUCAAGAGGUGAACGACGGUGCUGAUGCGGAGGUUGAAGGAGACGCCGAGGAGGAUGGGGAAGAAGAGGCUGACGACCAAGACGAUUGA
Messenger RNA from Glarea lozoyensis ATCC 20868, 1077 nucleotides. RefSeq lists its product as uncharacterized. The record is from RefSeq and is a predicted model, not a curated record. Lineage: Eukaryota; Fungi; Ascomycota; Leotiomycetes; Helotiales; Helotiaceae. The transcript has 3 exons. Bases 1 to 1077 code for a protein of 358 amino acids. Gene Ontology annotation, biological process: DNA damage tolerance; double-strand break repair via homologous recombination. Gene Ontology annotation, molecular function: ubiquitin-protein transferase activity. Gene Ontology annotation, cellular component: Smc5-Smc6 complex; nucleus.